AUGCGUGCUUCGAGAUUUGGCAGAGUUCGAGACCGCACUACGGCACUUUUCAUUGUGAGGCUAGAGAUUUCCGAGAACCAGUAUGAGAUCCUGUCAGCAUUCUUCAACUGGAUCGCUCAGGACCAAUUUCGUGGUAUUGAAAAUGAGAGCGCAACCGAUCACAUUAAUCUGUUCAUCGACAAGAGCAUGACACACAAGUACAACAACGUCACUUCCGAUCAAUUAAUGUUGAUAGCUUUCCCUUUUUCUCUUGCGGGGGCGGCUAAGCAGUGGCUUCGUGAGCAACCCAACUCCAUUGCUACUUGGGAGGCUCUGAAAAAGGCAUUCUUGCAUCGAUACUACCCACCCGGAAAAACUUCAAAGUACCGAAAUGAAAUCUCUACUUUCAAACAAAAAGACGGGGAAUCACUCUAUGAUAUAUGGGAGAGAUUUAAAAGUCUAAUCAGGAAGUGCCCACAUCACGGAUUACCAGAUUGGAUGGUUAUUGAGACAGUCUACAAUGCUUUGAGGCAUGAGAUCCAGACUUCUUUGGAUGCUGCUGCUAGGGGUAACUUCAUGAUGAAAACAUUGACCCAGGCCAAGAAAAUUCUUGAUAACAUGGCCUCAAAUUACCACUGGCGAGAACAAUCAACUCCAAGGCGAGGUGGUAGGUAUGAAGUCGAUGCUAUUGCUGCUUUGACUAAUAAUGUGCAGGCUUUGAUAAGGAAGGUUGAGCAGUUGGAUGUGGCUGCAGUAAAUAAAGUCUGUGGUGCUUGUGGCUUAAAUGGGCAUUCUAGUGUUGAUUGCCAACUUCAAGCCGAAGGGGUUGCCACUAAUCCCUCAUCCUCGUACAACAUACCAUCGGGCUUCCAACAAAGACCUACCUUCCCACCUCAACAGCAACAUCCACCGAAGUCCAACCUUGAGAGUUUGAUGGAUAACUUUAUUGCUACCCAAAGCAAGCAAAAUGAAUACUUCAGCACCUCCAUUAAUCAGAUUUUGGCCCACAACAAAAUGAUCGAUACUGAGAUGGCUCAAAUGGCACAGCAAUUGAAUGCAGGAACUAAUGAUGAUGUUUCUGAAGAAAAGAAGGAUGAGCCAGUCAGUUCAGAAAAGCCCACAAUUGCCGGUCAAACUUACACACCACCAGUGUCGUUUCCUUCUAGAUUGGCAUAG
This is a messenger RNA of Amaranthus tricolor (Joseph's coat), 1155 nucleotides long. RefSeq lists its product as uncharacterized. The record is from RefSeq and is a predicted model, not a curated record. Lineage: Eukaryota; Viridiplantae; Streptophyta; Magnoliopsida; Caryophyllales; Amaranthaceae. The coding region runs from base 1 to 1155 and encodes 384 amino acids. The transcript has 4 exons.